AUGGAUAUAGACGAAGAUGAUUUUGUCUUCUUCGGUACACCGAUAGAGCGUGAGGAAGAGCUAACCAGUCGCAAGAAAAAGCCGUCGCGGAAGCCUCCGGUCACCUCCGUUAGAGAUGAAGAAGGAAGGAGAAGAUUUCAUGGAGCAUUUACUGGUGGAUUCUCAGCUGGUUAUUACAACACAGCUGGUUCAAAAGAAGGAUGGGCUCCUCAGUCGUUCACGUCUUCUCGGAAAAAUAGAGCUGAAUUUAAACAGCAGAGCAUUCUCAACUUCUUAGAUGAAGAUGAGAAAGAGGAAUUGGAAGGUCGAUCUUUGGGGACGUCAUCACAGUUUGAUACGUUUGGAUUUACAGCUGCUGAAAUUGCUCGUAAAAAAGCUGAGAAUGAACAACAGCAGAGGCCUUCUGCAAUUCCUGGACCUGCUCCUGAUGAAAUAGUUCUUCCAGCCACAGAGUCUAUUGGUGUAAAAUUGCUGCUGAAGAUGGGAUGGAGACAUGGUCACUCAAUCAAGGAUUCACGUGCAAAUUCACUUUACAAGGCUCGUAGAGAAGCAAGAAAAGCCUUCCUAGCAUUUUCAUCUGAUGAUGCAAAAUCACAGCUUGAAGCUGAGCCUGGUGAGGAAAACCUCAAAAGCAGCUUAGACCAGCCCAUUAAUGAUGAUGUCCCCUCUUCUCAAAGCACACCUGUAUAUAUACUAAACCCAAAGGAGGACACACAUGGUUUAGGGUAUGAUCCCUAUAAGCAUGCUCCUGAGUUCAGAGGAAGGGCUGCUCCUGGUUUUGGCAUUGGAGCACUUGAAGAAUAUGAUGCUGAAGAUGAGGACGUAUAUGCCUCUGCUUAUGACUUUGAAGAUACACAUGUCCAAGAAGAUGAAGAGCCCCUGAAAUCCAACACCGAAAAUAGGCCAAAAUUGCUCUGGAAGGAGAAGGGUGUUCUACCUGGCUUUAAAGCUGCAUCAGAUUCUGACUACCAGUUGGAGAGAAAGUUGUGGGAGGAGCAACAGAAACAUAACGGUCAAAAGAAGAUUGCUUUGGAUGGGAAAUCAUCUUCAAGCGUACAGAAGAUGACAGCAGAGAGCCGUGGCAAAAUUUUAGGGGAAAUGCCUUUAGAAAGAAGCUCAAGAGAUUUGAGUUCAUCUGUUGCAUCUGGAGAUGUCAAUCUCCCGUUCAAUCUUUCAGAUACAUUUACAAAGCCUACAUCUUUUAGUGAGUUGCUGGAAGUAGCAAAACCAUUCAAUGAUGAUCCUGCAAAGCAAGAAAGAUUUGAGCAGUUUCUCAGAGAAAAAUACCAAGGAGGGAUUCGCUCUACAGUUUCUGGUGGAGCUAGCAAUAUGUCAGAAGCAGCUCGUGCAUAUGAGAGAUUAGAUUUUGAGGCUGCAGCUGAUGCAAUAGAAAAAGGGAAAUUCAGCAAGGAAAACAAACUCUUUAGUCAGCAGCUUAUGGAGUUUUCGGCCGGUAGAGGGAUGCAAUUCACUUCUGGUGGACUACAGCAAGGUAAAGAUACUCAGGAUGAAGAUUUAGCAACAAAGAAAAUUUACCCUAUAAGGGAAGAAUUUCAAUGGCGUCCUUCAUCCAUCCUGUGCAAGCGCUUUGAUCUAGUUGAUCCUUAUAUGGGAAAGCCGCCACCAUCUCCACGGAUGAGAAGCAAGAUGGAUUCUCUAAUAGUUACUUCAGAUUUGAAAGCAAUGAAAAUGGAGGAAGCUUUUAGUGCAGAUAGAAAUCAACCUUUGGUUCAAUCAUCGGCUCAAGAAGUAAGCAAAGAUGUAGUGGAUAGUGAAAUUGAAGUCAAGGUUCAUGUUGAAAAUGUCGAGAGGCCUGUUGACCUCUAUAAGGCUAUUUUCUCUGAUGAUUCUGAUGAUGAGGUUGAAGCCUCCUCAAACUUCAACGCAAAGGAGGAUCCAGAAAAGCAGAUUGAGGUGGCUCACUCAACAUUAAAUCGCUUGAUGGCCGGUGACUUUCUAGAAUCAUUGGGGAAAGAACUGGGAUUAGAGGUUCCCCCUGAUCCACCUUACUCAACCAAUAUUGCCAGGUCUUCUGUUCCCCAGAAAGAAUCUGCAAUUGCCAAUACUGGUAAUGUGAAUAUCCUGCCAGUUGAAGAAAAUUCAUUUUCCACUCCCGAUGGCUGCAGUGUUUCCCAAAAAGAAGGGUUGCCUCAUGAUGAAAAGACUGCUAAAAGGGGUGAAUCCAAAAAGCAUGAACAGCCUGGGUCAUAUGAAGACAAAUCUGACAAACUUUAUUCAUCAAAGAUAGGUCAAGAAGAUAGGGAAGCUAAAUCACCUCCUAGCUGCCAUAGAAAAAGGGGCAGUAGUUCAUCAUCUGAAGAUGAAAGGAGUAGGAAACGGUCUAGAGGACAUCGGUACAGAAGUAGUGACUUGUACAGUGAUUCAUCUUCUGAUCAUCUAGAUCGAUACCAUUCUAGGUCAAAAGGAAGAAAGAAAAGGUACUCUCGAGAAAAGAGGAGCAGCAAAAAACAUUCAAAACAUCAUAAGCAUGGAAGCAGGGACUCUUCCAGCAGAUCUUAUUAUGAAGUUGUCCUAUCGAAUCUUCUUGUUUCCAUGACAUCUGUUGAGGCAGAAGUCAUAGAACCCUUAGAGGAUGCUUUUGGUGGUGGCAGUUAUUGA
Molecule: messenger RNA, 2619 nt
Organism: Dovyalis caffra
Lineage: Eukaryota; Viridiplantae; Streptophyta; Magnoliopsida; Malpighiales; Salicaceae
Source: the annotation of a GenBank genome assembly